CGAGGGCGCAGGUGUAUCGCGCGGGCUUCGGUGUGCAGCGACUGAUGAUGAGACGCCGCGCUUGUGGCGUUCUAGCGGAGGGACGUCAGGGCGUGUCAUGCGGUGGCGACGGCGCGCUCCGGUGGCGCUGUGUUGUGGCGUGGCGAACUUCGGCAUCCGUAGGUUGGCAGUCGGCCCCCACCAACUUUUGUUGGCUCAACUUUUGUUGAAGAGCUCUCGUAUGCAUUUCCAGUCUGUACACUUGCGUGGCCAAUGUGGGUGUAUAUCGCUGCGUUCCUGUGCCGGGUUGUGGUCUGGGCGGGUCGAGGGCGUGGUGGGGCAGCGGCCCGUAAUUCCAUGCACGGGAGGCUGGCUUGCGUGGCCAGUCGAGUGUGCGCGCCCUCUACGAGGCCAUAUGCGCCUCGUUGGUUUUCGCUGUGUACAGCAUUGGCGUCGUGUAUGGUGGCUCCGGGGACUGUGCAGUUAGCCCUGGGCGGCCAGUUUCUGGCCUUCGAGCGCCCCGCGCAACUUUUCUGCCUCGAGCAUGGCGUCCAGCCUGACGGGCAGAUGCCCUCCGAUAAGACGAUCGAGGGCGGCGACAAUGCCUUCAACGCAUUCAUUUCGGAGACGGGUGCUGGCAAACACGUUCCGCGUUGUGUGAUGGUGGACCUUGAGCCCACCGUUGUGGACGAGGUCCGCGCCGGCACGUACCGUCAGCUGUUCCACCCUGAGCAGCUGAUCUCCGGGAUAGAGGAUGCGGCCAAUAAUUUUGCGCGCGGCCACUGCACGAUCGGCAAGGAGAUCGUCGACUUGGUCUUGGUCCGCGUUCGGAAGCUCGCCGACAUCUGCACAGGGCUCCAAGGGUUCAUGAUCUACAACGCCGUGGGCGGAGGCACCAGAUCUGGGCUGGGCUGCCUUAUGCUGGAGCGCCUGUCGGUGGACUGCGGCAAGAAGACCAAGGUCUCGUGCACGGUGUGGGCGUGCCCGCAGGUCGCCACGGCGUUGGUUGAGCCUUACAGCGCUGCGCUGUGCGUGCACUCGCUGCUGGAGCACACAGACGUCACUAUCAUGUACGACAAUGAAGCUUUACGCGACAUCUGCAGGCGGGACCUCGACAUCGAGCGCCCCACCUACACGAACCUGAACAGGCUUCUGGCCCAGAUCAUAUCCUCGCUGACGGCGUCGCUGCGCUUUGACGGCGCCCUCAACGUGGACAUCGCGUGGGAUGACAAGUUCAAACUCCAGGAGGUCAUCUUGCAGGCGCGUCGUGGCCAUUGGGACCUCGCCUUCCUCUCUGACGUGCACUGUCCGUACGAUGAAGUUCGUGUAAUGGUAGUGGAAGAGGUCGUGAUUGUGAUGGCCAGCCAGGCUGUCACCGUGAAUCUGCUGGGGCGUCCAUGGGCGUCUUUCCGCGCCCGUCUCGGCGAGAAGUCGCCCCCGCCAGCGCCGGCCCGCUUGCGGACUGACCGCGCGCGCGGGCCUUCGACGAGUGCGCAGCAGAAGCGGGGCGAGUACCUUGCGGAGGCUGCCCUCAUUGAGUAUGUGUGCCAGGAGGUUGAGCAUGCCAUCUCGCAGCGGGACACGGGCAAAAUGCACCGCCCCCUGCGGGAGCUCGGUGCGUGGCUGAAGGGCUUCUCGUUCCAGGAGGCGGGCCCGCUCACCCCGGAAGAGGCGCGAGAUCACUUCAGCAAGAUUGGCGGCGAGCCCAAUGACGACGCGUGGCAGGAAGAGGCGGUCCUCGAGGGCGUGAUCCACCUCCUGUGCAAGGGUAAGGGCUCGCGCUGUGAUCUCGACAAGUACCGGGGCAUUUGCUUCCUGUCUAUCGUGUCCAGAACCCUCGCGCGUGUUCUUGCCCUUCACCUGGCUGCUUGGGCAGAGCGACGUGACAUCCUAGUCAACGAGCAGUUCGGCUUCCGCACCUGGCGGUCUACGCAGGAUGCAGCCAUGAUCACCCGGAUGGGCAUGCCAGAACACGUUAUUGAAUUGCUGCGCCGGCUGCGCUCCACGACGCUGUGCGCGGUGAGUCCUCGCGCUGACGAUGAAGCUGUUCUGGAUUACAUCUUUCGUAUUAUCGGUUUUGCGGACGACGCGUCCGCUUGCGCGCUCUUCCGGAGGGCCGCGGACGACGAGGCGCUCAUCGCGGCCACUCUUGCAGAGUACGGCGAGACUGCGCACCCUGACAAGUGGGAACGUAUGCGCGUGGGGCGCCACGGCGACGCGGUGCCGGCCGGCUACGCCGGCUGGGCCAAGUUCUCGUUGCCCCGGCUGUCCAUAUCGGCGCGCCAGAUGGGUCCGAUUGUGGAAGUUACUGUGGUGACCUGCUUGUUCUAUGGAGCCGAGGUCCGGCCAUUCUCGAAAGCAGAAUUGCGUCGUUACGCAAUCUUCCUCAAUCGCAUUGUGCGCUACAUUACAUGGGACCCCGACUCCGGCGGCAUCAGGGAAAUGGAGGGGCGAGGCGGUUGCGCACUGGGCUCCGGCCCCCAGAGGAAUGCGCGGCAAGACGGCAGCUUGGGUAUGUGGGCCAUGUCGGCCGUUAUCCGUCGACGCGCGUCGAGGCGCAGGUUCCCGGUUCUGCCUGCAAUGUGCGUCGCAGUCAGACCUCCACCGCGGCUGCGGGGCGCAAUUUUGGCCGAUGCAUAUUGCGGUUGGAUCGCGAGGGUGAUGAAGCGCACCGACGUCCCAGAAGACGACUGGCCGACCGCCUGGAAGGACGUUGCAGCUGCCAGGGGGGCCAGAGGAGCCCAGUGGCGCCGCGAGGUGUGCAAGGAGAUCGCCCACGAAGCGGCCCAAUAUACUUGGGCGGAGCGGCGCUCGAAAGACAAUCCGGCGGAGGAGGUGACUGCCCUGCUCGAGAUAGUCGUGCGAACCCUCCGGACUGGCAUUCUGAAGUGCCCCAAGUGCUCGAACGAGUACAGCGGCAAGAGCAUCUACGUCCACCGGCGGGGGUGCACCAGGCGCCGGACCAAGCAGGCCAAGAGGACGGGUUUGCCAGCCGCUGGCGAAGUCAAGACCACGCGACCCACGAUUGCCAAGAGGCCGGCCUCGGCGGCAUCCGCUCGCCGUAGCGAGCAGUGGUGGUGGUGCCCGUACUGCGAGACGAAGCAGAAGGGCCCGACGCACUGGUACGUCUGCCGCUGGGCCCCUGAUGAGGUCUGGCGCGGUCAUGUGGAGGCCGAGCAGGCGCGGGCAUACUCUGUAGGUGAUGGCUACGUGGACAGAUCGCUGUACUAUGUGUGGCGUGCGUUUCCCCUCAGUGCGAGCUUCUGCCGGCCGCGCCACAUGUUGUUGGAAACGCAGGGGGCGAGUGGGUUUGUCGGUGCGAAGCACUGCAUUUUCUGCUGCUUCACGUUCUACGCUAUGUACAUCACCACGUUCAUUGGCAGCAUCAUAUACUUCGCCGUUUACUUCGUCAUUUACAGCACGUACAUCACCACGUUCAUUGGCAGCAUCAUGUGCUUCGCAAUUUACUUUGUCAGCUACUUCGUCAUGCGCCCCCCUGCGGGGGGGGGCCAGCGCGCGCCGCUGCGCGCGCUCGAGGAGGUGGUGGAGGCUGUUGUCCGGCUGGGGAUUUCCCACGACCGCAGUUUGCAGGCCGUCCAGGACAACGCCAACCUGGUCUUCUUGUUGUGCGAGCAGGCCGUCAAGGACGAUAUCCAGACUAUCCGCGACACUUGGAAGGCGAACGAGCCCGACGCCGCCAAUGCGCCGCAUCCGAGUGGCCAGCCACAGCGCCUGCUUGUGUGGCGCGGGAUUAUCGUAGCCCUCCGGGACGCAUGCAAGGCAGAGCCUCCUGCGGGGCAGCCUCCGGAGGCGUGGGUGGCCGCCCGGGCGGCCACGGCGUCGCUGGCCGACGCGUCGAUGGCGGCGGCGUGCGGCACCAAGCCCAAGAGCCUCUGCCUGGUGCCGCGGCGCUCGGAGGACGGCCCGCUGGUGGACUCGCUCGCGGAGUGGCAGCGCUUCCGAGGCGGCAAGGGCGGCGGCAAGGGCGGCGCCAACGGCGCGUGGCACCAUGAGCUGGUAGUGCUGUGGGGCGUACUAUGGGGCCUGAUCCUCUCCUUCAGCGCGCGCGCCAUCUCCGGCGAGAUCGAGAGCGCCAUCUUCGACAGCCGGUUUCGCGGGCUACCUUCCAGGGUGGAAGGGCGCCAGCGGCACGUGGUUGACGCGGCUAACGAGGCCCUGGCGGGCGUGGCUCUGGGCUGGAGAAGUACCUCGCACGAGGGGCUGUCUGCUGACCAGGGCCAUGUGCUGACGAGGCCGCGGCGCGGCCCGCGCGCGGGUGCUUAUUUGUUGGUCGGCACCAACUACCAGCCGCCCACCGUGGUCCCUGGCGGUGACUUGGCGAAGGUGAUGCGCGCGUGCUGCGUGAUUAGCAACUCCACGGCCAUCGCGGAGGUGUUCUCCCGCAUCGACCACACGUUCGACCUUAUGUACUCCAAGCGCGCGUUCGUCCACUGGUACGAUCUGGCUGCGCUGGAGAUAGACUACAAGGAG
Molecule: messenger RNA, 4470 nt
Organism: Prorocentrum cordatum
Lineage: Eukaryota; Dinophyceae; Prorocentrales; Prorocentraceae
Source: the annotation of a GenBank genome assembly